AUGGGAUUGGGCGAAUCGAAGCCAAAACUGUCUCAGUUGACAGAGAAGCCAGAAAAGUCGCAAAUCACACCUUCUGACAAAGCACGCCUCCAGCUGAAGCUUCAGCGAGACAAUGUACAGGCAGCUAUUCGCAAAUAUGAGCGCGUUGCGAGCCUGGAGCACGAGAAGGCGAAGGAAUUCAUGCGUGCAGGGAACAAGCGCAAGGCACUGUACUGUCUUAAGCGAGAGAAGGCGCAACAAUCACAGAUCUCAAUAGUGACUGACAUGCUAGACAAUGUGCAGCGCCUGAUUGAUACCGUCGAGUUUACCCAGAUUCAAGGGGAAGUGGUUGCAGCCAUGAAGGUCGGAAAGUGCGAACUAGAGAACCUUAACAAAAUGCUCAAUAUCGAUGAUAUUGAGAGACUCAUGGAUGAAGCUAGUGAAUCAAUUGAAGAGGCCAACCAGAUCAACGCUGUGCUCAGCCAGCCCCUUGCCGGGGUUCAGGAUGACGACGAGCUGCUGCUCAAGUUGGAGCAGUUCGGUGAGACACAGAAGGUCGACCAGGAACUCCCUAACCUUACUGUACCAGCUCAUUCACUUCCUCAAAAGGAAUCAGGGCUCGUGAAGAGAGAGGAGGAGGAGGAGGAGGAGGACCAAGACGCAGAUGCUCUGCAUGUUCGUCAGUAUGCUUAG
Molecule: messenger RNA, 672 nt
Organism: Leishmania braziliensis MHOM/BR/75/M2904
Lineage: Eukaryota; Euglenozoa; Kinetoplastea; Trypanosomatida; Trypanosomatidae
Exons: 1
Coding region: 1-672 (223 amino acids)
Biological process (GO): late endosome to vacuole transport via multivesicular body sorting pathway; vesicle budding from membrane
Cellular component (GO): multivesicular body; ESCRT III complex
Source: RefSeq, a predicted model, not a curated record